AUGGCGGCCUCUCGCCUGAAUCUUCAACUGAUAUUUCUUCCCUCCAAUUCUGCUCGGAGAACUGUAACCGUCGCUGCCAGUACCGAGUCUCAUUUCAAGGUUCAUUUCCCUUCAACAUCUCGUCGAAUUACUCGAUAUCGCGGCUUGGAAUUCCGGCGACGGGCAUUUAGUUCGCUAACCUGCGAAGACACGAAAUAUGAAGAGAAUUUCUCGAAUAAUUCGCGGAAUCCGUUUGAAUUGCUGCUUUCGAUUCUUCCCGGGGGCAGUUGGUGGAGUCUGCCGGAUAACGAAGAAGGCAGCCCGGCGGCGAAUGAAGUUACCGUGUUGGCUGUGCUUCAGAGAAUGUGGGAGCUUCUAGGGAAGGAGCAAUGGAUUGUUGUCGUUGCCUUCGGAGCUUUAGUCACUGCUGCUGCAUCCGAGAUAACAAUGCCGAGUAUCUUGGCAUCUUCCAUCUUCUCUGCACAGCAUGGAGAUAAGGCGGUCUUCUACAGUAAAUCACGUUUCUUGCUUGUUUUGUGCUUCACUUCAGGAAUAAGCAGUGGCUUGCGAAGUGGCCUUUUUGCAAUGGCAAAUGUUAUCCUGGUCAAACGCCUCAGACAAGCUCUAUAUUCAGCUCUAAUAUUCCAGGACAUGCCAUUUUUCGAUAGAGAGAAAGUUGGUGGAUUGACAAGCAGGCUAGGGGCAGAUUGUCAACAGCUUUCUAAUGUCAUUGGGAAUAAUAUCCACUUGAUAGUUCGCAAUACAUUUCAGGGGGUAGGUGCAUUGAUCAAUUUGCUGAUUCUAGCUUGGCCCCUUGCAUUGUCAUCAAUUAUCACAUGUUUAGUUCUCGCCACUAUCUUUCUACUUUAUGGCCGGUACCAGAAGGAAGCUGCCAAGCUAACUCAAGAUCUCGCUUCCUCUGCCAGUAAGGCAGCAGACGAAACCCUGUCUUCAAUUCGAACUAUUCGAGUCUACGGAACAGAAUGCGAAGAACUAGGAAGGUACAGGCAUUGGCUGGAAAAGUUAGCUUCUCUAAGUCUAAGAGAAAGUGUGGCUUAUGGAUUCUGGAAUAUGAGUUUCAGCACCCUUUUCCGUGCAACACAGGUGUUUGCACUGAUGUUGGGAGGGAUGUCCAUUAUGGCUGGCCGUGUUUCAACUGAGCAACUAACCAAGUAUGUGUUGUAUUGCGAGUGGUUGAUAUAUGCAACUUGGAGGGUUGUAGAUAAUACAACCGCAUUGUUACGGGCGGUUGGAUCAAGUGAAAGAGUGUUCCAUUUGAUGCAACUAUCACAAAGUGACCAAUUGGAGUCCAAAGGGGAAAGAUUGGAAAGGCUGAUUGGACAAGUCCAGUUUGUUGAUGUCUCCUUCGUCUAUCCUUCAAGGCCAACAAUACCAAUUUUGGAAAAUUUCCUCCUCUCUGUAAAAGCUAAUGAAGUCAUUGCAUUGGUUGGACCAAGUGGUAGCGGAAAAACCACUCUGGUCAAUCUCUUGCUUCGUCUCUAUGAACCAAGUAACGGUCAGAUCUACAUUGAUGAGUUUCCACUCACCGAACUGGACAUCAGAUGGCUUAGAGAAAACAUUGGAUAUGUUGGACAGGAGCCAAAGCUUUUCCACAUGGAUGUGAAGUCAAACAUCACAUAUGGUAGCUGCGGUCGGGAAAUUAAAGAAGAAGAAGUCGAACGGGCUUAG
Molecule: messenger RNA, 1668 nt
Organism: Linum trigynum
Lineage: Eukaryota; Viridiplantae; Streptophyta; Magnoliopsida; Malpighiales; Linaceae
Source: the annotation of a GenBank genome assembly